CCCAAAUCUGAAAUCGAGCUGUUUAUUUAUAAUUCUUUCGGAUAUAUCGGCGGUAACAAUUUAUGACGGUGCACAGAAAUUAUUUAAUAAUAUAAUUGUGCUUAUAAUAUUUUGUAAUAUAAUUAAAUGAUCUAGGAAAAUUUACGACUUCUCUGAAAGAUGUCGUUCAAUUAUGUUGUUACCGCUCAUAAACCUACAAGUGUUGUGGCAUGUGCGACAGGUAAUUUUACUUCACCGGAUGACUUGAAUUUGUUACUGGCUAAAAAUACACGGCUGGAAAUUUAUUUAGUAACUGCUGAAGGAUUGAGGCCAAUUAAAGAAAUUGGUAUAUAUGGGCGCAUCACUGUAAUGAAGUUAUUUCGUCCCCAAGAGGAAAACAAAGACUUACUUUUCAUUUUAACUCAUAAAUACAGUGCUGCUAUAUUAGAAUGUGUUAAUGAUGGGGGAAACCUGGAGAUCAUUACUAGAGCCCAUGGCAAUGUUUCUGAUGCUAUCGCUAGACCGUCUGAGACAGGAAGUAUUGGCAUCAUUGAUCCAUUGAGCAGAAUUAUUGGCUUGAGAUUAUAUGAUGGUCUUUUUAAAAUCAUACCCCUUGAUAAGGAUAUAAAAGAAUUAAAAGCAUUUAAUUUGAGAAUGGAAGAGUUGCAUGUUCAUGAUAUUCAAUUCUUGCAUGGCUGUAUAAAUCCGACUGUAGUUAUGGUUUAUCAAGAUGCUCAAGCUCGCCAUGUCAACACCUAUGAAAUAUCUAUGCGUGAUAAAGAGUUUUUAAAGGGGCCUUGGGCACAAAGUAAUGUAGAAGUUGAAGCUACUACUUUGAUUACAGUGCCUGAACCCUUUGGUGGUGCAAUCGUGAUUGGACAAGAGUCAAUUACCUAUUACCAUGGUGAAAAACAUAUAGCUAUUGCUCCACCAUUAAUAAAGCAAAGCGUUAUUAACUGUUACUGCAAAGUAGAUGAGAAUGGAUCUCGAUAUCUGCUUGGUAACAUGUAUGGCCGCUUAUUUAUGCUGCUUCUUGAAAAAGAAGAAAAGAUGGAUGGACGAGUUAUAGUUAGAGAUCUGAAAUUUGAAUUUUUGGGAGAGAUUACAAUCCCAGAAUGUAUCACUUAUUUGGACAAUGGUGUAGUAUAUAUUGGCUCAAGAUUAGGUGACUCACAGUUGGUAAAACUUAAUGUACAUGCUAAUGACAAUGGGUCUUUCACUGAAGUUAUGGAAACAUUUACCAAUUUAGGACCAAUUAUUGACAUGUGUGUUGUUGACUUGGAACGUCAAGGCCAGGGCCAGCUUGUUACUUGUUCAGGAGCUUAUAAAGAAGGUUCUUUACGCAUCAUUCGAAAUGGUAUUGGCAUCCAUGAACAUGCAAGCAUUGAUCUUCCUGGAGUAAAGGGCAUGUGGCCCUUAAAACUUGAUUCCACAGAGUAUGAUGACACUUUAAUCUUGUCUUUUGUUGGACAAACAAGAGUUUUGUGUCUUAGUGGAGAAGAUAUAGAAGAGAAGCAUUUACCCGGGUUUGAUGUCAGCCAACAAACUUUUCUUUGUGCUAAUGUCCGUUUUGAUCAGAUUGUUCAGGUGACAGCAUCAUCCAUCCGUUUGUUGAGUAGACCGACCAAGCAAGUUCUUAGUCAGUGGAUGCCUCCUCCUAAUCAGAUAAUUUGUGUUGUAUCUGCUAAUAUGUCGCAAGUUGUGUGUGCAAUUAGAAAUGAACUGUAUUAUUUUGAAAUAUUUGAAGAGGAAAUAAGGCAAACUGGCCAUACUAUAAUGGAGAAUGAAGUUGCAUGUCUUGAUGUAAAUCCAUUGGAUAGUGCAGAGAAAACUCCAAUCUGUGCUGUUGGUUUGUGGACAGAUAUUUCAAUACGAAUUUUAAAUCUUCCUUCUCUGAAAGAAAUACAUAAAGAAAUGCUAGGUGGUGAUAUUAUUCCUCGAUCUAUUCUUGCCACUACUUUUGAAAGCAUGCAUUAUUUACUUUGUGCCUUGGGAGAUGGAUCUCUCUUUUACUUUACUAUUGAUCCAGAAACUGGUUGCCUUGCAGAGAAAAAGAAGGUUACUCUUGGAACACAACCAACAGUUUUGAAAACCUUUCGCUCACUCGCUACUACAAAUGUAUUUGCCUGUUCUGAUAGACCAACUGUGAUAUAUUCCAGCAAUCAUAAGCUAGUAUUCUCUAAUGUGAAUCUGAAAGAAGUCAGUCAUAUGUGCCCUCUUAACUCUGUGGGUUAUCCUGAUAGUUUGGCCCUUUCAAAUGACCAUGCUCUGUUGAUUGGCACAAUUGAUGAAAUUCAAAAGCUUCAUAUUAGAACUGUUCCACUUGGAGAAUCGCCUAGACGUAUUGCCUAUCAAGAAGAUACUCAAACAUUUGGUGUUAUAACUACAAGAAUAGAUUUCCAUGAUAGUUGUGGACUGACACCUACAAGAAGAAGCGCAAGUACACAGGCAUUAAAUGUUUCUGUGAGUACAAGUGCUAAUUCCAUUAUUAAACUAACAAAUUCUGGUGGCCCAAGCGCAGAUGAUUGUGGUCAAGAAGUUGAUGUGUACAGUUUGCUAAUUAUUGACCAACAUACGUUUGAAGUUCUGCAUGCUCACCAAUUUUUACCAAAUGAGUAUGCCAUGAGUAUUGUUUCUACCAAGCUUGGCGAAGACCCAAAUACAUACUAUGUGGUUGGUACAGCAAUUGUAAAUAGUGAAGAUUCAGAACCAAAGCAGGGCAGAUUUAUUAUAUUCAUGUGGAAAGAUGGAAAACUUCAACAAAUUGCUGAAAAAGAAAUCAAAGGUGCACCCUAUACUAUGGUUGAAUUCAAUCGUAAACUUCUUGCUGCUAUCAAUAGUACUGUGCGUCUUUAUGAAUGGACUCCUGAAAGAGAACUGCAUAAUGAAUGUAGCUAUUUUAACAAUAUUAUUGCCUUAUAUUUAAAAACAAAAGGCGACUUCAUUUUAGUUGGUGAUAUCAUGCGGUCUUUGGCAUUAUUAGUAUAUAAACCUCUUGAGGGUAGUUUUGAAGAGAUUGCUCGCGAUCAUCACCCAAAUUGGAUGACUUGUGUUGAAAUACUGGAUGAUGAUACAGUUAUUGGUGCAGAAAACUCCUACAAUUUAUUUGUUUGUCAAAAGGACAGUGCUGCUCCAACUGACGAAGAUCGACAGCAUCUUCAAGAAGUAGGGCAUUUUCAUCUUGGUGAAAUGAUUAAUGUUUUCCGUCAUGGAUCUCUUGUAAUGCAGCAUCCAGGUGAAAUAACUACUCCAACCCAAGGAUCUGUUUUAUUUGGUUCUGUGAAUGGCUGUAUUGGCCUUGUGACACAGCUGCCAGAGGAAUAUUUUGUGUUCUUGAGUGAAGUCCAAAUUAGGUUAACAAAAAUAAUCAAAUCUGUUGGGAAGAUUUCUCAUUCAUUUUUCCGUGCAUUUUCAACUGAAAGAAAACAAGAACCAAGCGCAGGAUUCAUUGAUGGUGACUUGAUUGAAAGUUUCCUUGAUUUAAGAAGAGACCAAAUGGAAGCUGUUGUAAAAGGAAUUCCGUUUGAUGAUGGAUCUGGUAUGAAGAGGAAUGCCACUGUGGAUGAUCUUGUAAAAAUUGUUGAAGAACUUACUAGGAUUCAUUAGGUCUUCAUUUUUCUUAAAUUAGGCUCUACGUUGAAGAUAUAUUUUAAUCUUAUAACUUUUUGUAAAAAGAUGAGAAACAUCUUGUACAUAAACUUCAUUUUAGGCACAACUUAAUAUUUUUGCCUUUGCGUGAUUAGAGCUGUUUAUGGUAACAUGAACAAGGUGAUAAAUAAAUAAUGUAAAUUCAACUCA
Argiope bruennichi is the source of this 3777-nucleotide messenger RNA. It is a transcript of the gene pic, whose product is annotated as DNA damage-binding protein 1-like. Bases 160 to 3585 code for a protein of 1141 amino acids. Gene Ontology annotation, biological process: DNA repair; proteasome-mediated ubiquitin-dependent protein catabolic process. The transcript is spliced from 25 exons. Gene Ontology annotation, molecular function: protein binding; nucleic acid binding. The record is from RefSeq and is a predicted model, not a curated record. Gene Ontology annotation, cellular component: site of double-strand break; nucleus. Lineage: Eukaryota; Metazoa; Arthropoda; Arachnida; Araneae; Araneidae.